Otolemur garnettii (small-eared galago) is the source of this 2470-nucleotide messenger RNA. It is a transcript of the gene HIPK4, whose product is annotated as homeodomain interacting protein kinase 4. Gene Ontology annotation, molecular function: ATP binding; protein serine/threonine kinase activity; protein tyrosine kinase activity. Gene Ontology annotation, cellular component: cytoplasm; nucleus. The transcript is spliced from 4 exons. Bases 324 to 2165 code for a protein of 613 amino acids. NCBI's taxonomy places the organism in Eukaryota, Metazoa, Chordata, Mammalia, Primates, Galagidae. The record is from RefSeq and is a predicted model, not a curated record. Gene Ontology annotation, biological process: peptidyl-serine phosphorylation; peptidyl-threonine phosphorylation.
CAGGGGCUCAGGUCUCCAACAACAGAACCAAAGCCACUCAGCAACGCUGGAACCCAUUUGAGGGGCCUGGGGCCCCUUGUCCCAAGCCAGGAGGGCUUUGGGGGAGGGGUGCAGCCCCUGGCAGACUCACAGUGUGGCCAAAGGGGCGGGGGGGUGCCAGGGAGGUGGGGGCCAGCCUUAUCGGAGGGGGCACAAGUGCAGUUCUCUUUCCCCCAUUGGGGGGUCUGCGGGGCCAGAGGCGGCGGCGAGGCAGGAGGCCUAGACGGCGGCAGAGCCUGUGGUGCGGGGGUCUCUGCAGGUUGGUUUGUGGCAACAGGGGUACCAUGGCCACCAUUCAAUCGGAGACUGACUGUUACGACAUCAUUGAGGUGCUGGGCAAGGGCACAUUUGGGGAGGUCGCCAAGGGGUGGCGGCGAAGCACGGGAGAGAUGGUGGCCAUCAAGAUCCUCAAGAACGAUGCCUACCGCAAUCGCAUCAUCAAGAACGAGCUGAAGCUGCUGCGCUGCAUGCGGGGCCUGGACCCGGAGGAGGCCCACAUCAUCCGCUUCCUUGAGUUCUUCCAUGAUGCCCUCAAGUUCUACCUGGUCUUCGAGCUGCUGGAGCAAAACCUUUUUGAGUUCCAGAAGGAGAACAACUUUGCGCCCCUUCCUGCCCGUCACAUCCGCACGGUCACUCUCCAGGUGCUCAGAGCCCUGGCCCGGCUCAAGGAGCUAGCCAUCAUCCACGCAGACCUAAAGCCUGAGAACAUCAUGCUGGUGGACCAGACCCGCUGCCCCUUCAGAGUCAAGGUGAUUGACUUUGGCUCCGCCAGCAUCUUUAGUGAGGUGCGCUACGUGAAGGAGCCUUACAUCCAGUCGCGUUUCUACCGGGCCCCUGAGAUCCUGCUUGGGCUGCCCUUCUGUGAGAAGGUGGAUGUGUGGUCCUUGGGCUGCGUCAUGGCCGAGCUGCACCUGGGAUGGCCCCUCUACCCAGGCAACAAUGAGUAUGACCAGGUGCGCUACAUCUGUGAGACCCAGGGCCUGCCCAAGCCACAUCUGCUGCAUGCUGCCCGCAAGGCCCACCACUUCUUUAAGCGCAACCCCCACCCUGACGCCACCAACCUUUGGCAGCUCAAGUCCUCAGCUGACUACCUGGCUGAGACCAAGGUGCGUCCACUGGAGCGCCGCAAGUACAUGCUCAAGUCACUGGACCAGAUUGAGACAGUGAACGGUGGUGGGGCAGCCAGUCGGCUGAGCUUCCCGGACCGAGAGGCUCUGGCUGAGCAUGCGGACCUCAAGAGCAUGGUGGAGCUGAUCAAGCGCAUGCUGACCUGGGAGUCGCACGAACGCAUCAGCCCCAGUGCAGCCUUGCGCCAUCCCUUCGUGUCCAUGCAGCAGCUGCGCAGUGCCCACGAGACCACCCGCUACUACCAGCUCUCACUGCGUGGCUACCGCCUCUCACUGCAGGUGGAGGGCAAACCUGUUGUGUCCGCCACAGAAGACGGGCCCCCCUACUAUCGCCUAGCUGAGGAGGAGGAGGCGGUGGGCAUGGGCAGCGUGGCGGGCAAUGGGUCCUUUUUCCGAGAGGAGAAGGCACCAGGUGUGCAGAGGACCAUCGACCAGCUGGAUGACCUGAGUCUGCAGGAGGCAGGCCGGGGAUUGUGGGGGGAGACCCGCACCGAUGUGGUCUCCGACAUGCUGACCCCACUUAAGGCAGCUGUCAUUGGCCGCCGGGUGCCAGAUUCAGGGCCUGAGCCCAUCCUGGCUUUCUAUGGUAGUCGCCUGGUAGGACGCCACAAGGCCCGCAAGCUACCUGCAAGUUCCAAGUCUGACUCCAACUUUAGCAACCUCAUCCGGCUGAGCCAGGCCUCUCCUGAGGAUGAUGGGCCCUGCCGUCGCACAGGCUGGGAGGAUGGAGAGCGUCGCGGGGCCUCUGCUGAGCCACCGGCCAUCCCAAAGCGGGAUGGGGAUGGACCCAACAUCAAGGACAUGUCCAUGGAUGCUGAGAGGCCAGGCCCUGAGCUCUUCGACCCCAGCAGCUGUCCUGGAGAAUGGCUGAGUGAGCCAGACUGGACCCUGGAGGGUGUCAGGGGGCCACGGGCUCAGGGACUCCCAUCCCGCCACCCCCACCCGCACGGUCCUUCCCGGACCACCAGCUUUCUGCAGCAUGUUGGCGGACACCACUGAUGGCGAUCUCACCCUUGCCUAUCACUGGGGGCUGUGCUAGCUCAGCUGCUAUCCCUCCCAACAUGAACUGCUCCUCGAGCCAUCCCUGAACCCACAAAUUAUUCUUACAGAAAGAUAGUUAUCCAGAAAUUCCACUCCCUCUAUCCGCAGCACACGGCUGCACAUACACCCCAAACAUAGGAGGGUGUUGGGGUCUGUCACUUGGCCCCUCGGCCAGACAUACAGCAGGAAGGGGACCGCACCCCACUGGCCCUGAGCCCGCCCUCGGCCCUGCUGCCUCUAUUUCAAUAAAGAACUGUUCGGCA